UGCUGAAACCAUAGGAAUGCGACACACUCUGUAUUUACAGCUCAGAGCUGCAACACUUUGACUUCUCUCUGGAGAACUUUGGAUAACUUCCCCGUUACCUGUCCUCGUGCCACGGUACCUGUCCUCGUGCCACGGUACCUGUCCUCGUGUCCCGGUGUCCGCCUCGUGCCUUUAUGGGGACGUAACGACGCGUCCGACGGAUCGUCUUUAUUGAUCUUAUCGCGGAAACAACUUUUGUUGCUGCUGCAGGGAGUCUCUCUCUCUCUCUCUCUCUCUCUCUCUCUCUCUCUCUCUCUCUCUCUCUCUCUCUCUCUCUCUCUCAGCUGUGUGUCCGACAUGAGAUCAGGUGGAUAGUGUGUGUAGCUGCUGCUGGUCUGAGGAGAACCUGUGGCUGACAGUCUGAUGCUUGGCUGCAGCUGCCUCAGCCGCCAUCAUGUUCACCAAAAAGAAAAACAAGUCUCGCAUCCAGAUCUCAGCGCCGUCAAACUUCGAGCAUCGCGUCCACACAGACUUUGACGAGCAGGAGCAGAAGUUCGUCGGAUUGCCGCGACAAUGGCAGUCGCUCAUCGAAGACACGGCCAAGAGGCCCAAGCCUUUCAUCGACGUGACUGUCAUCACUACUGUGGAGCCACGAAAGACAAUUGUUCGUGGCAACAAGCUCGGGGUGGACGGCUCCCUGACCUGGCUGUUGGAUGAGUUUGACACCAUGUCUGUCACUCGCUCCAACUCCCUGAGACGAGGCAGCCCCCCCACACACCCCCGUAAGGACUCAUCAGGAGGAGGAGGAGGGCAGGAGAACGGAGACCCUCACCACAGACACUACCCACAUCCCGACAGACAAGAGAGGGACCGACCCAGACCAGAACACCAGGGUGGAGGUGAUCCUCGUCAGGGUCAGCGAGCGCUCCGUCCCCCAGGGCGGGAUGAAGGAGGUCAGGGUCGGCCACAGCAGCAGCCUCGAGGCCAAGAGCCCAGUCGGGUCCACAGGGACAGACCAGGCUCAGGUCCUCCUCCUCCCCCUCACAGAGACAGAACGCCACGGGACAGGGACCAGGAGCAGGCUUCCCACAGAGACCAGCCCAGUGACCCCAGGCCAAAGUCCAGCUACGUGGUGCGGGACGGCAGCCCUCAGUCCCCCCGAGACAAGAGGCCUCUCUCUGGGCCCAACAUCCGCACACCGACCAUGCCGGUGACGGAUGGGGUGAUAAAGAACACACAACAGAACACACGGCCGUUCAAUACGUACCCGAGGACGGACAGCGAGGGCGGACGCAGCCCCACAGGACAGCCGGUCCGUCACCAUGAAUCUUCCCCUCAGAACGGUCCCACCGGUGGCUCCGCCCGCAGUUCCUCCGGCUCCAAACCCCCUAUAAGCCACCCACACCCUCUCCAUACAUCACACCCCAGCCUGACUCCUGAAGCCACCCAGCACCCACACACCCCUCACCCUAGCGUCCCCGCCCCGCGUCCCCCUGUGCCCUCUGGACCCCCAGCGUCAGGCGCUCCCCCUCAGGGCCGCUCGCCGCAGAGAGAGCCUCAGAGGGUUUCACACGAGCAGUUCAGAGCCGCACUACAGAUGGUGGUGGACCCAGGCGAUCCACGGACCUACUUGGAUCACUACAUUAAGAUAGGGGAGGGGUCCACUGGGAUCGUGUGCAUCGCUACAGUGAAGACCACCGGGAAGCUGGUGGCUGUGAAGAAGAUGGAUCUGAGGAAACAACAGCGCAGAGAGCUGCUCUUCAACGAGGUGGUGAUCAUGCGGGACUAUCACCAUGAGAACGUGGUGGAGAUGUACAACAGCUACCUGGUGGGAGACGAGCUCUGGGUGGUCAUGGAGUUUCUGGAGGGAGGAGCGCUCACUGACAUCGUUACACACACCAGAAUGAACGAGGAGCAGAUCGCCACCGUGUGUUUGUCCGUGCUGAAGGCUUUGUCCGUCCUCCACACACAGGGUGUGAUCCACAGAGACAUCAAGAGCGACUCCAUCCUCCUCACUCAUGAUGGCCGAGUGAAGCUGUCAGACUUUGGAUUUUGCGCUCAGGUGUCUAAAGAAGUGCAAAGAAGGAAGUCUCUGGUUGGGACGCCGUACUGGAUGGCACCAGAGCUCAUAUCAAGACUGCCUUAUGGACCAGAGGUCGAUAUCUGGUCUCUGGGGAUCAUGGUCAUAGAGAUGGUGGACGGGGAGCCGCCGUACUUCAACGAGCCGCCGCUCAAAGCCAUGAAAAUGAUCCGGGACAACCUGCCUCCCAAACUGAAGAACCUGCACAAGGUCUCUCCUCUCCUAAAAGGCUUCCUGGACCGGAUGUUGGUGCGUGAUCCGGCUCAGAGGGGCUCAGCCAGCGAGCUCCUGAAACACCCGUUCCUGACCAAAGCGGGUCCGCCGUCCUGCAUUGUCCCUCUCAUGAGACAGAACAGGAUGAGAUGAGACACGUGACACUACGACCUCCGGACUCUGGAAAAAAGGCAGCGUGUGUGCGGGGUCAAGGUGGAACAGAAUACUCCUGCACACGGAGGAGACGACCACCACCACAGGGGGUCAGAGGUCACGGCGAGAGGUCAAGACUGUACAGAAAGCUGCAGAGUGAAGCGGGUGUGCAAGAGUAUUCUCUCUUUCCUCUGUGAAUCACCGAACUGUGGGGAGCUACUCCCUGAAUAAGAGGCAAUAAGGCGGUGCGUGUGUGUGUGAGUGUGUACGUGUGUGUGUGUGUGUGUCAUGGCUCGUACAUGUGAGGAGAGAAGCAGAGAAUCCACCGCCCGUCGAUUGAUUUUAUUUCAUUUAAGCGUUCAGUUGGAAUCGUGCGUCCUGACCUGGACGAGUAACGACUGCAGCUUUUUAUUCUCUGUUUGGACCUGAGCUGGAUUUGAAGAGUGACGGUGGGUUUUGCACGCCAAUCAGACGUUUUGAAGGAGACACAAGUCUGUUUUUUAUUUUUAAAUCUCACUGUUUGACGGUCCGGAAAGCCAAUUCUUCUCACUACAAAGACUCGGAUCCUCAUCACACCCAGAACUUACUACUGAGGGAGGAAUCCAUACGACUCGCCACAGAGUCAGACUUUUAUUUUGUAGCCGUGUCAACACUAGCUUCCUGUUGUAAACAAGCAAACACACUAAGUCAGGAGAUACACUGGAGAUGUGUUUUUUUUUAACAGAUGAAUUUACUCUUUUUUGUUUUUCCCUCUGUGUGUAAGUACAAUGAACAUAGAGAGAUAUAUCAGCUGUGAUGUUUUUACUUUCUCUACUCUGUGAUUGUUUUAUUAUGACGAUGAUUUGUUUCAUUUUAGAGAAGAUGUGAUUGAUGUUUUGAAGCACUGUCGAUAUGAGAUAGAAGCUGCACUCCCGCUUGAUUCCAGAUGAUAGACACUAGACUUUUUUUAAUCUGUGUAUUUUAUUAUUUUAGACCACGCCAUACCAAGCAGGAUUUAAUUUACUGGAACAUCAGAGAGGAAACAGGACGGCGAAUCACCCCUCUGCAAAAAAGUUUAACAUUUAAAGUUGCUGCGUUUUCUCAGUUUACAGCUUUACGCUUCUUUUGAGGUGGGAAACGGUCGAACAUUCAUGAGUUAGUCUGGAUUACAUCACCUGUCUCACACCGCAGCUCAUCGUGUUCCUUGUCUGAUGAAUGGAUUAAUGUUUGAUCGCGGCCCCUGAAACCCGCUCGCUGUGAGAGAGAGCUCUAUUUAUUAACCACGGAGGAAAACAUGCAGAAAGUAGUGAAACUGAUCAUCUUUGUUUGGAUGCUUAUCUCUCACUCUGCUCAUAACACGAAUAGAUAUGAGAUCUGUCUGCAAACAUGCGGUCUGUGAAAGUGGAGCACGCUCAUCUAAAACUCCCCUUCGUCCACCGGGGAAGAUGCAUGAGGACUUAAUCGCGCUCCUGCAUCCUGUGAGACGGACUUGCCUUGUGAGACUUUCUUCACAUCAGUCCCCUAGCAGUCGCCUCAAACAAUCCCCUUCAGACGCCGGUCACGCCACAUUUCAGCAGCCGGGCAGAUGUAAUCUGCUGAGUCUGCUCGUCAUCCUCUGAUAUCUGCUUCACCAGCAGUAGUUUCACACUGUAUGUGGUGACUGAGCAGUCAUGUACACACAGGAGGUGAAACUGAAGAUAAGGAAGCAGUUACAUCUCUCUCUCUCUCUCUCUCUCUCUCUCUCUCUCUCUCUCUCUCUCUCUCUCUCUCUCUCUCUCUCUCUCUCUCUCUCUCUCUCUCUCUCUCUCUCUCUCUCUCUCUCUCUCUCUCUCUCUCUGCACAGACUGUAAACAUUCCCCUCCCUUUGCCAGAGCUGCUGUUUUUAUUCCUUCUCUGUCUUCCAGUGUCGCUGCUGCAGAGAGCGUCCUCUGGUCUGAUGACGCCUCCAUCAGGGAGACAGUUUUAGAUUGUAACUACAGGAUGCUAACACCACUGAUGAGAAGAGGCGAUGUCCUCCUGUUCCUGCAUCCCCAACUUAAAGCUCCGGUGAGGAACUUGCAGGUUAUGUUGAGUUUGGCGACUCCUGUGGACAAAGUGAGACGUUUGAUUCCUUUACUGAUCUGAAUCUUUGACUUAGACAGAUAUAAAAAGGCCGACAUCUACCUGCAGCCUGCAGAGGUGACAGGCUUAAAGAAUAACUCUAAAGAUAUGACUCUAAAGAUCUUGUUUGCUCUUGUAGGUCGUAGAAGAGCUUCUCAGUUUGUUUCUUCACCUCCUAGAAACUCCUUUAACACAGAUUCUUAACAAAAGCCGGUCAGCAGGUCUCCUCUAGCUAGUCUAGCACAUAUCUGUUACAUGCAUAAAGCAGUAUUUAUAAAUCCUGCUUCAUCAGAGAGUGUGAGGCCUGAAGAGUAGCAGCACAGAGUAGGAGGAAGACUUGUUUUUAAGAAGGAGGUUGGUUUCUCUCCAAGCUGACUGAGUCUGUGUUCUAACAUGAAUCCUGCAGAUCUCAGGAGCUGUGGUGUGAGGAGAGAGAUGCAGCAUCACUCUCUUUAUGUGUUUUAAUAUGUCGCUGCACACGCUGGAGAAUGUAAGACGUGAACUUCUGCAGAAAAGCACAGCAGGGUGUUUCGGUGGUUUGUGAGACGAUGCUCGGUCCAUUAGGCUGCAUGCUAAACCACCGAGACCACACUGGGCUGCAGAUACAGCUGAGAGAGAGCACAGAGCUGAGCUUCCAUCGUGCUAACACUCGUCAGAGCAUGUUGGCUGAACAUUAGUUAAUUUUAAACUUUGUCCCUCCUGUUUUUAUUUCUCCUUCACAGAGAGAAAUGUCUGCGAGGCGUUUUGUACUUUGCCUCCCGGGCAGCUUCAGCGGUGUCAGUGGGUCGAUAAUGACUCACAGGUUAUGAAACAGUCGACGAGUUUACUGUUUAUAUUCAGAGAGAGACACACGGCGACUGAGCUGAAUGAAACCACAGACUGAAGACAAUCAGGAGUCUGUGAGAUUAAACAAAGGAGAGUUUGAAUUCUCCUCUUUUCUGUUUGGAGAGUUUUUAUCUCCAGAAUCUGAAAUCUGAACUUUGAGGUCACUUUGAAACUCGGCCAGGCUGCACAUGUUGCUUUAACUGAAGACAGGAUUAACAGCAAACAGACUUCAUACUGUAAGAGGACCGGCCUCCUGUAUCUGACUGUUUUCCUGUCAGUCAGAGUUUGAGGGCCCCAGAGAGGAACUAAAUAUAAUCUGAGACUUUUAGAGUAACUCAUCAUAGCAUCCAGAAAGAAAUGAUUUAAUGACAUCAUUUUGAUGUCCUCUUUUAUGAUGAGGUUUGUGAGUUUACACAGAACUCAAAGCUUCUCAUGAACGUUCACGCUGCUCCACACAGAGCGAGAACACGCCUGAACCUGGAGCCAGAUUCUGCUCUGAACAAAGCAUGACAACUAAUCAGUCAAUCAACCUCCAACUCUCUCCUCUCUUCAUGACUUGAUUCAUGAAUCUUCACAACGUUACUCUGAAAUCUUCCAUGAUUUUAUUUUCCUCUCUCUCUUUACUUUGUUCUCUUUUUGUCUCUCAUCAAACUACUGUCAGUUCAGCUGCACACAAACACAUUUAGUCGAUGCUCCUGUUACUCUUCCUCCCACAUCUCAUCGUUUUAUUUCUUUAAUGUCAAUGUGAAAACCACAAAUCUGUUGAUCCUACUGUUGGACUGAUGUUGCUUUUCAGUAGACUGUAGCUACAAUUUAUGGACCAGCUCUACUGCUGUGAGUGUGUGUGUGUCUGAGAGUGUGUGUGCAUGUGUGUGUGCAGACUCAGUUCAUGCCUUAACAUUUACAAUCACUACUUGACAGAUUGUGAUUCUGAGUUGAAACUACGACUGUUGGAGAUGUUGAAAGGAGACCACGUGACGCUUCCUCUCCUCAUCGCACAUAUCUGAAAAGUCUUGAAGUCACUUUGACGUCAUUUUUUAUGCCGAGCGGUGUUUGCGUCUUCUGGCUGAAGUGCUCAUUAACAUUCCUGACAGUUUCCAAAUGGAGGGGAGAGCGCUGCUUCAGAUGGAGGAUGUUGCAGAGUUUUUUUUUCCUAAGAUGUGAGUGUCUGAGAGUCUGAAGGGGGUUCUUCAAGAAGCAGGACUCCUGGGGACUCAGAUCUUUCAGCCUCUUUGUGCGUCACAGAUCUGAGCUUUCAAAGGUUUUUCGUUCUUUCUUCAUCGUUCACGGGCAGCGAGCAGCUGCAGAGCUGUGCAGAGUUUUAGUGCCUUGCAUCACAGUAUCCUGAGGAACGUCCCGGCUGAGUCCUGCUUCUUGAGACCCCCCCCCCCCCUGCUGGACCCCCCUUCUGGUGUUGAAUGAACAUGUGCUGAUCAGCAGCUCGCUUUAUAAAUAUGUGACUAAAAAGCCCCUCUGGACUCGUCUGCUCCUCCUCCUCCUCCUCCUCUCUUCUUCUGUUAAAGCUGAUUCUGUUGACGUGUUUUGUCAAACAUCAGACUCUGACAGUCGUUCCUGCUCCAUCCUGUUUUUGUAAAUUUCACUGGUAUUGUAAAAACAUAGAGUUCACUUUGCAAAUACAGAUUUUGUAAAAGUCA
Notolabrus celidotus (New Zealand spotty) is the source of this 6984-nucleotide messenger RNA. RefSeq names its product p21 protein (Cdc42/Rac)-activated kinase 4 (gene pak4). The record is from RefSeq and is a predicted model, not a curated record. Bases 434 to 2425 code for a protein of 663 amino acids. The transcript has 11 exons. Gene Ontology annotation, molecular function: ATP binding; protein serine/threonine kinase activity. NCBI's taxonomy places the organism in Eukaryota, Metazoa, Chordata, Actinopteri, Labriformes, Labridae. Gene Ontology annotation, cellular component: cytoplasm. Gene Ontology annotation, biological process: protein phosphorylation; regulation of MAPK cascade; intracellular signal transduction.